Molecule: messenger RNA, 2804 nt
Organism: Xenia sp. Carnegie-2017
Lineage: Eukaryota; Metazoa; Cnidaria; Anthozoa; Malacalcyonacea; Xeniidae
Product: elongator complex protein 2-like
Exons: 23
Coding region: 431-2506 (691 amino acids)
Biological process (GO): tRNA wobble uridine modification
Cellular component (GO): elongator holoenzyme complex
Molecular function (GO): protein binding
Source: RefSeq, a predicted model, not a curated record
CGCCAUGCCUUAACGUGUUAAAUUACCUUUUAAAAGAAAUAUCUACUGUUGUUUUCUGAUAAAAUUGAAGUACAAAACCAUUUUUAUUGAUGGUUUCAAUGGCAGAAGAUUUGAACUUCGAAGAAAGUUAUAUAAGUGUAGGAUGUAACAGGAAUCCUUUUAGUGUUGAUUGGGGAAUCGACGAUACUCUUGCCUAUUCAGCCUGUAAUUCCAUUGCUUUAGUAAAAUUUCCCAAGAGUUGUAACCAAUAUACUGGGGAAAUAUUCUGUUUGCUAACUGGUCAUAAGAAAAAUAUCAGUUGUAUUAAAUGGAUUGUCCAUGAAGACAAAGGUUUAAAGAAUGAACUAAUAUCUGGUGAUAUUGAUGGUACUGUUAUAUUGUGGACACAGAAUGGAGAUAAGGUUACAACAAUUGGUUGAAAGGUUUACUAAUGGGUCACACUGCAACCAUAAUUAAUGUUUUUGGAUUAUCCUAUGACUACAGAACUCUGUUUGCCACCUCUUCUGCUGAUUCAACUAUCAAAGUUUGGAGUAGAGAUGCACUAGAAGAGGUGAAUUGUAUUGAAACUAUAAGUUUGGAUGGUGGAUUUGCAUUUUCAAUAUCUCUUGUGGUUUCUUCAAAUGUCCCUAUACUUGCAUGUGGUCGGGAAAACUGCAUCAUAUCUCUUUAUUAUGAACAUGAUUCAAAGUUCAUUCUCACUUUAAAUCUUUAUGGGCAUGAAGAUUGGAUACGAGAUUUAAACUUUACGCAUUUGGAUAAUAAUGACAUAAUGUUAGCAAGUUGUUCACAAGAUCAUUUUAUCAGAGUUUGGCGCAUUAGUCAUGGCAGUGAUGAUUACAUGAAAUCUGACGAAAAUAAAAAUGAAGAUAAUAUGGAACCAUUGGAGUUGACCUCAAGUAAAAUGACAAUAAUUGACAAUGGAGUGUCUUUAAGUUAUUUUGUUGUUUUGGAAACAAUCUUAUCUGGUCAUGAAGGAUGGGUAUACAGUGCCCGCUGGCAUCCUAAAAUAUCUCAAAAUGGUAAGGACCAUCAACCAUUGUGUUUAUUGUCAUCUUCCAUGGAUAAAACUAUGGUUAUAUGGACUUUUGAUGAUGAACUUGGUGUAUGGAUGGAUGAUGUUCAUGUUGGUGAAGUUGGAGGUAAUACUCUUGGUUUUUAUGGUGGGGUAUUUAACCCCUAUGGUGAUGUGAUCCUUGCUCACAGUUACCAAGGAUCCCUUCACAUGUGGAGGAAAGAAUUGGAGUCAGGUUGUUGGCAAGCUAUUGCAACCAAGAGCGGUCACUUUGCUCCAGUUCAGGAUAUUGACUGGGAACCAGAAAAUGGAGAAUUUCUUGUCUCAGUCAGUACAGAUCAAACAACAAGAAUACAUGCUCCAAGACAGAGGUCUGGUUCAGAGGCAACAUGGCAUGAAGUUGCUCGUCCUCAGAUUCAUGGUUAUAACAUGAAAUGUCUGACUGUGAUCUCAAAAUAUUGUUUUGUAUCUGGAGCUGAUGAAAAGGUAAUUCGCGUCUUUCAAGCUCCCAAAAGUUUUAUCAACAUGUUCAGUGGUGUUUGUACAGAGGCUGAUGAAAAUAAUGUGGACAAUAAAGCUUUGGGAGCCACUGUCCCUGUAUUGGGUUUAUCAAACAAAGCUGUUUUUGAUGAUGAGCUAAAAAAUUUAAAGAGUGAUCUUGAAGACCUAAAACGACCAAUGAAGGCAUCUGUAUUUGCAAGUGAAGAACCAUCAUCGUUUUGUCCAUAUUUAUCUUCAGAACUUCCUACAGAAACCACUUUAAUGAAAAGCACUCUAUGGCCGGAAACUCAAAAACUAUAUGGUCAUGGCUAUGAAAUUUUCUGUGUUUCUUAUGACCCUCAUUCUAAACAUUUAGCAUCAGCCUGUAAGGCUUCAAAAGCUGAACACGCUAACAUAAUUAUUUGGGAUACUUUAACAUGGAAACAAUUGUGUUGUCUCCCUGGUCAUACUUUAACUGUAACACAAAUGGAAUUCUCACAUAGUGGACGUUUUUUACUGUCUGUAUCGCGUGAUAGAACGUGGUGUUUAUUUGAAAGAUUUGAUAAAUUAAAGACCUACAAAUUGUCAGCUAAAUACGACAAGAAAUGCAAAAUAAUAAGUCGAGUUAUAUGGUCAUGUUCGUGGACACCAGAUGAUAUUUUUUUCAUGACUGCAUCAAGGGACAAGCAGGUUGUUGUGUGGGUGAGAAAGAGUGAAGAAAACUGGACACCAGUUGGUUCAUCGCUUGAUGCUGGCGAGCCUGUAACAGCGGUUGCUGUUUCUCCUAAUACUUCAUGUUACCUUGUGGCAAUUGGACUAGAGUCGGGAAAGAUUCAAAUGUACAAAUGGAGCAUUGUAAAUGGUUGGAAAAUGAUGAAUAAUAAUUCUACCUUAUCUCAUACUGGAACUGUUACACGAUUAAAAUGGCGACCUUCAUACACUAGCAAUGUUCUGUAUCUUGCUAGCUGUGCUGCUGAUAACUCCGUAAAAAUACAUAAAAUUUUAAUGACAUGAAAUCAUUCUUAUGUUUAAAAAUUUUUUUUAAAAAAGCAAAUACCAUCGUGAAUGGUUAAAAUAAUAACGCAAAAAUUCUUAAAAGAACAUUUCAAAAGCGGAACACUAACCCUACAAUUCUAAAAUAACUGUUUUCAAACAGCUCUUUGAAGAACUAUUGCGUUAUUAUUUUGAACAUUCACUAUGGUAUUUGCUCUUUUUAAAACAAUUUUUAAAUUUGUCACCACGACAAAGUCUCUACUCUUAUGUUUUAUCGUAUAUUUUACAUGGAAAGUUAUUAAACGAACGAACAUGUAUA